This is a messenger RNA of Ipomoea nil (Japanese morning glory), 630 nucleotides long. RefSeq lists its product as uncharacterized. Gene Ontology annotation, molecular function: nucleic acid binding; RNA-DNA hybrid ribonuclease activity. Bases 1 to 630 code for a protein of 209 amino acids. The record is from RefSeq and is a predicted model, not a curated record. Lineage: Eukaryota; Viridiplantae; Streptophyta; Magnoliopsida; Solanales; Convolvulaceae. The transcript has a single exon.
AUGAGUUAUUGCUGGUGUAUUUGGAAUAACAGGAAUGAUCUUGUGUGGAAUAGUCAGCCAUGGAACUCAGUCAGAAAUGAGGCAACAUCUCUAGUUAUGGAUUGGUUGGGAAGCAUUGAAGGUGGUGGGCUUGGAUUAAUAACUUCAAAUAAUCCAAAUACGGUCCCUAUCCAUAAUGCAGAUAGUGUAAGUGUGUUUGUUGAUGCUGGUAUUUUUUCCGAUACUGGUGAAGCUUAUUAUGACAUCUUUGUUCAAGAUGGUAAUGGAACUUUCGCAGGAGCUAAAAAUGGACAUGUCAAAUGCUUGAAUGAUGCUCAUCUAGAGGAGGCCUUGGCGAUCAGGGAAGCACUAUCUUGGCUUAAGGAUAGGGGUUUCAACAGAGUUGCCGUGUUAUCAGAUUGUCAAAUGGUUUGCAGGUUUCUCAAUGGCACGUCUCAGGAUCUUUCAUAUGCUGGCUGCGUUUUGCGAGAGUGCCGUGAUCUUAAAAGACACUUUGAAUCAGUGUCCUUUCAGUUUGUUUCUAGAUCAGUGAACAAAGUAGCUCAAGCCUUGACAAGAGCAAUGCGUUCUCAAACUGGUCCUAAUUGUUGGUUAUUUUCUGUUCCUUCUUGUAUUGAACAUCUUCUUUAA